Molecule: messenger RNA, 1731 nt
Organism: Symbiodinium natans
Lineage: Eukaryota; Dinophyceae; Suessiales; Symbiodiniaceae
Source: the annotation of a GenBank genome assembly
AUGGGCUGCAACUCAUCGCAGCAGGUCGCGCCCAGCCCGAGUGGCUCCAAAGCCCCGAGCUCUGAGCCCGAGUCUGCCUUCACCAGACCACCGGAUGCCGUGGGCACUUUUCUCCGGAUGAUCAUGAUCAAUGAUGUGUAUAUAUUGGACAACUAUCCAAGAUUUGCAUCUGCAGUGGUGCAGGCCCGGGAGCUGUGCGAGUCGCAGAAUUGCGUGGUCACCUCGCACAUCAACGGCGACUUCCUGUCGCCAUGCAUCCACACGGCCCUGGAUGGUGGAACAACCAUGAUGCAAGCGUUAAACUAUGCGCAGCUGGACUACGCCUGCUUGGGAAACCAUGAGUUCGACAUGAACAAGAAGCAGCUCCAAGUCCGGUUGCCCAUUUUUAAAGGAAAGCUGAUCAACACCAACGGCGAGGACCCAGAGUUGAGAAGCCUUCCCAGGUUUGACGUGGUCAAGGUCGGCGACAAGAACGUGCUCUUCACUGGGCUGUGCACGCAAGAUAAGAGCAUCUACUCCGCGAAGGGCUGCCCGAUCAUGCGGCCAUUUCUAGAAUCCUGCGCCGUGGCUUGGGAUGAGGCAGCCAAGGCUCAGGCACUUGACAUCAUGGUGCCCAUGACGCACCAGCUUAUCGCAGAAGACCGUGAUCUGGCUCUGGACUUCCAGAAGGAUGAGCGUUUCCAAGGCAAGGUCCCUGUCAUCCUCGGUGGCCACGAACACACGGUUUUCGAGGAAUCCAGCGGAGAUUCCUUAAUUGUAAAGGCCGGCCAAGAUGGCGCCCAAAUCGCCAUCAUCGAUGUGUGGUGGACGAGUUCGGGUGUAAGGCGCCGACAUCGCCUGGUGCCAGCGGAGACGUUCUCAGGGGAGGCCAAAGCCGAGGCUUGGACCAAGGAGCGGAAAGACUUCGUAGUCAAGGCCAUGGAGGCAGCCAUCACGAACUUGCCCUGUGAGAUGUCCAGCCUCAAUGUGCGCUAUGAGCCGUCCAAGUUGGCUGGUUUUCUUCUUGAGAAGUUCAAGCGGGGUCUGCAUCAGCAUGAGGUCGAGGUGGUGGCCAUGAAUGGUGGCGGCAUGCGGGGCAAGCAGAGCUACAAGCCUGGUGACUUUACCUUGGGGGACCUUUACAAGGAGCUGGCAUUUGACGAACCCUUCACGGUGGUGAAGAUGAAGGGCUCCACGCUGGCGCAAGCCGUGAAGCACUCCCGCGCAGGGGAUCUCGAACGGCCGGGCUUUCUCCACCUUGAUGACGGCUGCCUAGCCGAUGACGAGCAUCAGCUCACCACGGUCAACCGGCAGCCUCUCAUCGAGGAGCAGGAGUACCAGGUUUGCUGUCCCAGAGCACUUCUGAGCGGAAUGAACAACAUCCAGCCACUCAUUGAUUUCGGAAAGGAGAACGGCAUCCCUGACGAGGAGUGCUGCGUCCUCGCGAAGCCGGUCAUCCUAGAGGUCUGCAUGAAGGACCUAUGGAGACUGCUGCUGGGAUACGCUGAGUGGGAUGUGUCACGCGACGGCGCAGUUGACCCGGCUGAGAUGCAAGAUGGCUUGCUCAAGGCUUUCGCAGAACUCGACAAAGACCAAAGUGGUUUGGCAGAUUUCGCAGAAGUGGAGACCUUUCUGAAGACACGAAUGCCAGCACAUGCGUCUGGAUCUUUAGCACAUGAGCUGUUGAAAGCCGUUGACAAGGACGGCAAUGGCAAGGUGCAAAUUGAGGAGCUGGCCAGCUUCCUACAUUGA